Messenger RNA from Poeciliopsis prolifica (blackstripe livebearer), 4149 nucleotides. RefSeq names its product leucine-rich repeat and fibronectin type-III domain-containing protein 2. Gene Ontology annotation, cellular component: cell surface; postsynaptic density membrane. Lineage: Eukaryota; Metazoa; Chordata; Actinopteri; Cyprinodontiformes; Poeciliidae. Gene Ontology annotation, molecular function: protein binding. The record is from RefSeq and is a predicted model, not a curated record. Bases 1140 to 3506 code for a protein of 788 amino acids. The transcript is spliced from 6 exons.
AGUAGCUCAUUAAGCACAAUCAACGCCCCACUUUGUUUUUUUUGUUUUGUUUUGUUUUUUUGGUUUCCCUACGAUAGUGUGGGUGCACUGGAGCUGAGCUCCUGGCUGACCUGCUCCUUUUACGCCCCUGCUGGUUCUCCUCUCUUUGGGCUCCGGGAUGCUUCAUGGUGUUUGUGCCAUCUAGGGUUUUUCGCUUUUCUAUUGCAGCCUUUCCACCAAGGAGACUCUAAAUACUCCAUCUACGCGCUCUCCGGACGAGCAAGUCACCUCUGAAAUAUUAAAGAUAAACUUUGUUGUUUUGGAUUUUUUUUUUUGUCUCCUUUUGAAAGAAUUCCUGCUUUCUGUUCGGAUAACUACUUUGGAUAUUGCAACCGUUCCGAGGACGAGGAUUCGAUAAGCGAAGAGCAGACAGGGGGGGAGAGACCUGUUUGUGCGAAUGUAGCGACUUUUGCCGGCGAGGAAAUGCACAGACAACUGCAGCGAGCUGGUUAUUUUUACUACAAAAAGAAUGCUGUGAAGCUCCAUGUCGCAGCUUGGCUUCCGGCUAAAAAAGCGCAGAUUUAACGCAGCAUCUGCUGGUGCGGGGAGGGAAAAAAACUCGUCUCGAGCGAGAGAAGGAGCGAUAUGCGGUCGGCGGGCGCCUGGUUUUGCGGUUCUUCUGGAAUUAGUGGAGGAAUGGAAAGGGAGCGGCUGUAAGGCUCAAACCUUGGGAAGGGGAAAGAAAAAAAAAGGAGUUCUCCGAUUGUCAAAUAAUGGAUCAUUAUCCGCCGGUGCAGGUAAAAGAUUGAGCGGAUGAGGUGGAGGACGUCUUCCCUGGCACAAACACACACAAAUAUUGUAGCAUUCAUCUGCAGGGGGAGGAGGACCUGUGACUCACUGUUGCCCAAAGGAGAAAUUCAAGGUGGCUUGAAAAACCAAAACGAGACAAAUACAGCCAAGAAGAUGCAAAGUGGACUUGGACCCUAUAUUUCUCAAAUGAAUCAAUAUGUGUUUGGAUAUCUUACCUGAUCAAACAGCAGAAGCCUGUGUUUGCUGAGUGUUCCUCCUUCUCUCUGAGAGUGAAUGUGUGGCCUGGAGGAUUUUCUGAGGAACCAUAUGGCACAAUACACCACAAUAUAGGUUCCUUUAAAUGAGGUAACAUGGACAAAGUGGUCAUCUGCCUCCUGAUUCUGGGAACCGCUAUGACAUUAGUCCAUGCAUGUCCCAAAUACUGCGUCUGUCAGAACCUCUCAGAGUCUCUGGGGACCUUGUGCCCCUCAAAAGGUCUGCUUUUUGUUCCACCGGACAUAGACCGGAGAACUGUAGAGCUCCGGUUGGGAGGCAAUUUCAUUCUUAAGGUCACCACUCAGGACUUUGCCAACAUGACAGGUCUGGUGGAUCUAACUUUGUCUCGCAACACCAUCGCAAGCAUCCAGCCUUUUUCAUUUAUUGAUCUAGAGACAUUGAGGUCACUGCACCUUGACAGCAACCGGUUGACUGAACUGGGAGCAGAUGACCUACGAGGGUUGAUCAACCUGCAGCACCUGAUCCUCAACAACAAUCAACUAAAUCAAAUCUCAGAUUCAGCUUUUGAUGAUUUACUGCUUACUUUGGAGGAUUUGGAUUUGUCUUACAACAACCUGCGCAGUGUGCCUUGGGAAGCCAUCCGUAAGAUGGUCAACCUGCAUCAGAUGAGUCUGGACCAUAACCUCAUCGCCUUCAUUGCUGAGGGGACUUUUGCAGACCUGGAAAAACUGGCUCGCCUGGAUCUGACAUCCAAUCGCCUCCAGAAGCUUCCUCCGGACCCAAUCUUUGCACGGUCCCAGAGCAGCAUGGUAAUGAGUACACCUUAUGCACCUCCACUCUCUCUGAGCUUCGGUGGAAACCCACUGCACUGUAACUGUGAGGUACUGUGGCUGCGAAGGCUGGACCGUGAGGAUGAUAUGGAAACAUGUGCCUCUCCAGCCAGUCUAAAGGGGCGCUACUUUUGGUCUGUUCGUGAGGAGGAAUUUGUCUGCGAGCCCCCACUGAUCACUCAACAUACGCACAAAUUACUGGUGCUGGAGGGCCAAACAGCUAGUUUGCGUUGCAAAGCAGUUGGAGAUCCAAUGCCAACUGUGCAUUGGGUUGCUCCAGAUGAUCGUUUGAUUGGCAAUUCCUCUAGAGCCACUGUAUAUGAAAAUGGCACCCUUGACAUAGCAGUCACCACAUCCAAGGACUAUGGCAUUUUCACUUGUAUUGCUGCCAACGCCGCAGGGGAGUCUACUGCCUCCAUCGAGCUAUCAAUCAUUCAACUGCCCCAUAUCACUAACAGUACUAAUCGUACUACACUGCCAAAAUCAGGACUUUCAGACAUCACAAGCUCUACUAAGAUAGGCAAAGGGGAGCCCAAGCCUCCUCCAGAAAAGGUGGUUUCUGUAUCUGAAGUUACUGCCAUCUCUGCUUUGGUGAAGUGGACUGUAAGUAAAUCAACCCCAAAGGUCAAAAUGUUCCAGCUUCAGUACAACUGUUCUGAUGAUGAAGUUCUCAUUUACAGGAUGAUUCCCAGGACUCACCGGGCCUUCAUAGUCACCAAUCUGGUGCCUGGAAUGCAGUAUGACCUGUGUGUCCUGGCCAUCUGGGAUGAUACCGCAACCACUCUCACUGCCACCAACAUUGUUGGAUGUAUCCAGUUCGUCACCACAGAAGAUUACCCACAGUGCCAGUCUCUGCACAGUGGAUUUAUGGGUGGCACUAUGAUUCUGGUCAUUGGUGGCAUUAUUGUUGCGACUCUGCUGGUCUUCAUCAUCAUUCUUAUGGUGCGCUAUAAGGUAACCAGUGGGAUUCAAACCAAUAAAUUACCCACUGUAAGUAACACAUACUCCCAGACAAAUGGGGGAGUGAACAGGUUCAAUGGAGCCCCACCACAAGUCAAGUCCACAGUAGUAGUUAUGCGUGAAGAAAUGGUGGAGUUUAAGUGUGGAUCCCUCCAGAGUAGCCUUUCUUCGUCAUCAUCGUCCUCUAACUCGUUGGACAGCCAAACAGGAAGAGGAGCAGGCUAUAAUGCGCAGAGUAGCGAAUGCAGCAGCCUGCCAAGUACCAAGUUUAGGAGGCAUGUGCAUGGCACUAAGGCUCGGCAAAACCUCGACCAACUUUUAGGCGCCUUUACGUCGCUAGAGCUACGGGGUGCAGCAAAGGACCACCAAGGAGCUUCUGUUUCCUCAUCCUCUGCUGUUGCCAAUCCCAUGACGACAGUGGCUGUGGCACCACCAUCUGACAAAGAACCCCUACUUGGGAGGGCUGAGUCCACAACAAUGCUGGGGCGUCUACUUGGGUUUCAACAUGAGGAUAAACCCAAGAGGAGUCACUCAUUCGACAUGGGGCAUGUCGGGGCAGUGCAGUGUCGCAGCAGUCAGCCACGUAGGAUCAGUAACAUCUGGACUAAACGCAGCCUGUCUGUUAACGGUAUGCUUCUGCAGUACGACGACAGUGAGGAUGAGAAACCCACUUUUGAGAGCUCCGAGUGGGUUAUGGAGAGCACAGUCUGAGUCUAUGACCAAACAAUAGAUCUAUAUUAAAAACUAAGAAACAUGAACACAGUGGAAUAUUCUGUAUGAACUUCAAUCAUGUGAAUAUUGUUAUAAUGAUUAUGUGAAAAAACUAAAGCUGACUGUCCAAGAUUGAAACUCUUGACAAUAUUUGAAAAAUGUUUCAUUUUGAAUCAACUGGAGAAAUUACCUAUAUGGAAAAACUAUCUACAGAAAGAUAAGAUACUCAUACUGGAUUUACAUCUUUAAAGGAACUGAACUCUAUGAGGACUUACUUCACCUGUGAUAACCUAAAUCACACGUUUCAGACUCAAAAUGGAAAUAUUCCAGCUGUAGAAAGAGGGGGACCACAGGAGCUAGUAUAGUAGAAAAUUAAAACAAAGUCAUUUUUUAUUUUCAUGUUCUUUUUUAUCAUUUUUACUAUUUAUUAUUUCAGGUGAUUCGCCAGAAGACUCACCUCAAAACAUUAAAAACAGGUUUACACAGGAUGUACCAACUCUCAUGUUGCCAUUUUAUACCCUUAUUUUCCCUCAGCAAUUGCAGAUUUAUCAUCAUCAUUUUCUCAGGUUAUGCAUGAGGUGACCGUAUGAGAAACAAAACAAAAGCUAACUUAAAACACAGGCUGUGCUUGUACUCAAGUUCA